AUGGCGAACAUCCCCCACGUCAGGUUUGCCGACACAUGUGCAACAACGCCAACUUGGGCUGGCACCGUAGGAGGAGUCGGCGCGCCAGCCGCGGGUCCCGUUCAGUGGACCUUUGACGAGAUCUUCGACUUCGACGCGAUUUCGGACGUUGACAACCCCCCACUGGGCGGCAGUGCGAACAAACAUAAUCCUGCAUCGUUCACGAGUACGAAGUGGCUGGCUCAAGCGCCACUCACGGGAUCGGAUUGUACAGCCCCGACGCCUACAGCAUUCACUUCAGUGUCCGCCAUCUUUGGCCCUGGCUUGUUUGUUGCGCAGACAGCGCCCGACCUCAUCCUCGUGUCCGCGGACCAUGUGCAUUUCUAUGUCCAUCAGCACCUCCUUGCCAAAUCCACCAAUGGGUUCAACGGACUUUUAGCCCGUCCCUCUGGCCUGGAGGCGUACAACAAUCCCGCCGAACUCCCUUCAGCGUUGGUUCCCGAGUCAGUCGAAGUGCUGAACGUCGCCCUCCAUGGCGUUUACAAUUUGACGUGGACGACUCCCAUACCAUCUUUCGAAGUCGCAUCCGGUGCGGUAACCUCGCUCGUCAAGUACGGUUUUGACGUCAAGCCCGUCUUCGCGCCUUCCACCACCCUCUUCGGGUUGUUCUCGAGAUCGUACGCGCCGUCCGUGCCAAUGGACGUUUACUGCUUCGCAGCGUCCUACGACCUCGUGCUCCUCGCGGUCUUCGCGUCCAAAUAUCUUCUCUCAUUCCCACUCUGCGCGCUGGACGACACGCUCGCGGAGAAGAUGGGACCGCGCUACCUUCGCCGCUUGUUCUUUCUCCACCUCGGACGGACGGAUGCGCUAAAACGGUUGCUGCUCCCGCAGCCCGCACACCACGCGCCGAAUGCGAUCUGCGGCACGGCCGAAGGGCAAAGACUCACCCGAGCGUGGGCGUUGGCGAGCGCCUACAUUGCUUGGGAUGCACGUCCGGACCUUACUUCUCAAGAAAUCCGAAGCGUGAUGGAUCCGUUGCUGAACGAGCUCGAGUGCACGCAGUGCCAGCUAUCGUUCUUGGAGCGUUCGUCGGCUUUGAUUGCUCGGUGGGGAGAAGUAAAGACGACCAUCCUAGCAGAAUGA
Molecule: messenger RNA, 1122 nt
Organism: Punctularia strigosozonata HHB-11173 SS5
Lineage: Eukaryota; Fungi; Basidiomycota; Agaricomycetes; Corticiales; Punctulariaceae
Exons: 4
Coding region: 1-1122 (373 amino acids)
Source: RefSeq, a predicted model, not a curated record